GUUGAUAUUCAUGAUGUCAGCUUUGCAGAGUAUAGAAGACAGAUUAUAUGGUGUUUAACACCGUCAUGAACAAUUAUAUGUUGUGAGAGCCAUAUCGUCAGAUUGAGGGGAGCAGACUCUGACUGCUUCACACUCACUGGCAUGACAUCACUGGAAAAAAAAAAAAAAAAGAUGAGACCUUGAGGUUUCUAAACUGUGCACUGAUCUAAAUAUUGCAUCGUAUCUGAGAUUGUAUGUCAAAUUAUGACCUUGAGGUAUGUUGACUCAAAUGCAUCAUAAAAGGGGAGAAAAUGAUAUAUUUACACUAAUGAGUGUAAGUAAACGUCAAACCAGAGCUGUAUCUCUGUAUCCAUAUUAAAUAAAAUGUGCUUAAUCUGUUAUUUCUUGUUCUCUGUUUCCAUGCUCACCUGAAGGUGGCAUCGUUAAGAAGACCUGCAGAUUUAAGAUCAACGAAACCUCCGAAGACCAUCAAGGACACAUUUUCAAAUUACGCUAAAACCACCGGAGGGUCUCUGAGUGCUGGCCGACAGAUUUGUUUGAAUAACACCGAUUCAUAGGAGUUUGUUUGGAUCUAACCAUGGAGCCAACAGGACAGAGCAAACCAUCUGGAUCUUUGCACAAAUUCCUCAGAAUGGUUCUCUUCUGUGUUUUUAUUCUUGGAUGUUUUGUGACUAUUUCUUUAAUGUACAAUAUAUCAUCCACCACCUGUUUAAACCAUCUACCAGAGUCAUCAGAUUCCACAAAGAGCAUCCAGCAUGUUUGUAACGAAACCAAUGACAAAAAAAUGACUACAGUUCUCAUCUGGCUGUGGCCCUUUGGAGAAAAAUAUGAUCCGAACGUCUGCAGCUCAAACUUCAACAUCCAGGGCUGCUUCGUUACAGGAGACAGAAACUUCUACAACAAAUCGGACGGGGUCGUCAUCCAUCACAGAGACAUUGCCGGGGACCUGUCCAACUUGCCGAAAUCACAGAGACCUCUGUUCCAGAAAUGGAUCUGGAUGAACUUUGAGUCGCCAUCAAAUUCAGACCGACUACCCGGGAUUAAUAACUUGUUCAAUCUGACUCUCACUUACCGUCGAGAUUCCGACAUCCAUGUGUCUUAUGGGUCUAUUGUAGCAGCAGAUACUGUGGAGGACUUUGUACCACCAAGCAAAAACAAACUGGUCUGCUGGAUCGUCAGCAACUGGAGUCCCAAUCAUGCAAGAUCAAAAUAUUACAAUGAGUUGAGAAACCAUGUGAAAAUUCAAACGUAUGGACGUGCCUUUAACAACUACAUCUCUGACAAAGACUACACCCCUACUAUGUCUAGUUGUAAGUUUUAUUUGUCCUUUGAGAACUCAAUCCACAAGGACUACAUCACUGAAAAACUCUACAACCCCCUCUAUGUGGGCACAGUGCCGGUGGUUCUUGGCACAACCAGAGAAAACUACGAGAACUUUAUUCCAAGAGACGCUUUUAUCCACGUGGAUGAUUUUGAGUCACCCAAAGAGCUGGCUGACUACCUGCUUCUUCUGGACAAGAACCAAGAAAUGUACCUUGGAUACUUCAAAUGGAGACGGCACUUAAAAGUAAAGAGAGUCGAUUUCUGGGCAGGGCACACAUGUAAGGUCUGUGAUUACCUGAGGCGGAAUAACGAAUACAAGGUAAUUAAUAACCUUAACAAGUGGUACUGGGAUUGAUGGACCGCGCGGCACUCAUCACCUCUUCAUAACAUUGUACUCAGAGAAAAGUCAAGAUGAUAAUGUAAUGGAAUAUUUACAUGAAGAAUGUGAGUAAGCAAAAAUGAAAAAAUAAUGUAAAGUUAAACGUAAAGGUAGUUUAUUAUUUUUGGGAACAAUGUUUGUACUUUAUUUAAAUGUUAUUCUUACAUGCUUUUAUGUCAGAUUUACACGUCUAAUGCAGGAUAUAUAUCUUUGUGUGAAGAAAUAUUGAAGCCACUUUCUUUUGUGCACAUGGGUGUGAUAAGGAGAGCUGGAUUGUUAACUGAUCAAUCAGUCAAUAAGUAAAAGGGAUUUUGUUUAUGUAAUCUCUAGAUAGUCUCAUUAUUUGCUCAAAUUUGUUUCCUCAUAUGUGAAAGAUGUUACUUUUUGUAAUAUUUACCUCAAUUGAAAGUGGAGAUCCCAGCGGUGAGUGGAAGUUGCUGUUAAUGCAAUAUCGUUGUUUGGUUAGAAGAUGCACUUCUUUACUUUACUUCUUUACUUUGCACUUCUUUUCUGUAAGGGUCUGGUCCCUAUCCAGUGUGAUGAAGUUACGACUGGAUUUCUGAAGAAAUAAAUUGUGCUGUAUAUAUUUUUAA
This is a messenger RNA of Poecilia latipinna (sailfin molly), 2295 nucleotides long. Its product is annotated as alpha-(1,3)-fucosyltransferase 9-like. Gene Ontology annotation, molecular function: alpha-(1->3)-fucosyltransferase activity. Gene Ontology annotation, cellular component: membrane. Lineage: Eukaryota; Metazoa; Chordata; Actinopteri; Cyprinodontiformes; Poeciliidae. Bases 578 to 1678 code for a protein of 366 amino acids. The transcript has 2 exons. The record is from RefSeq and is a predicted model, not a curated record.